This is a messenger RNA of Colletotrichum phormii, 1128 nucleotides long. RefSeq names its product major facilitator superfamily domain-containing protein. The transcript has 5 exons. Lineage: Eukaryota; Fungi; Ascomycota; Sordariomycetes; Glomerellales; Glomerellaceae. Gene Ontology annotation, cellular component: membrane. Gene Ontology annotation, molecular function: transmembrane transporter activity. Bases 1 to 1128 code for a protein of 375 amino acids. Gene Ontology annotation, biological process: transmembrane transport. The record is from RefSeq and is a predicted model, not a curated record.
AUGACGAAACCCGCUGGACCACUGGACGUGAAUUGCCGAACUGCGAGUCGUGCCGAAAGCAACACGAAAUCGGCGGAUGCUACUGCCAGCAACGAAGUCAGCGACAGCGAGGAAUUGACUUACCCGGAAGGCGGCGUGGAGGGAUGGGGCAUGGUGCUCGGUUCAUUCUGCGCGAUGGUUUCAGUUUUCGGUCUGCCAAACACAGCCGCAGUCUUUGAGUCUUACUUCUCUGAGCAUCAAGUUCGAGAGUACACGCCUUCUCAGAUUGGCUGGAUCUUCUCCAUUUACCUGUUUGUUACCUACCUGUUUGGCAUUUUAGCAGGGCCCAUAUUCGACAAACAUGGAUAUCGUAUUUACAGUCUCGUUAUCUUGAGCUUCUGCGACACUUACUAUCAACUAAUGUUGACCUUCUCGGUCCUGGCUGGUCUCGGUGCGUCUUUGCUGAAUACCCCAGCGUUUGCUAUCAUCAGGCACUGGUUCAACAGUAGACGGAGUCUAGCCAUGGGAAUCGCAGCAACGGGCGGCUCGAUCGGGGGCAUCGUCUUCCCCCUUGUUUUACAGGUAGCUUUGCCAAAGCUUGGGUUCGCUUGGAGCAUGCGCCUCCUGGCUUUGUCGUACCUGGUACUUGCGAUCCCUACCAACUUAUUUCUACGAACGCGUCUGCCUCCCAGCAAAGCUUUCGCUACCAUCUGGCCAGACUUCCACUUGUUCAAAGACCUGAAGUUCCUGUCUUGUUGUGGGGGGAUCUUCUUCAUGGAGUACGGAGUGCUUAUACCCCUCACGUAUAUUGUGUCAUUUUCGGUAAGUAAGGGGCAAACCGCCAAUGCUAGCUACGUGUUGCCAAUUCUUCUCAAUACCGGCAGUGUUGUCGGCCGCGUCGUUCCUGGCUUCGUCUCAGAUAGAAUAGGUCGAUUCAACACCAUCAUUCUUACCGUCGGGUUAUGUACGGUGUCAGUCUUUGCACUUUGGCUACCAGCGGGUAGCUCAUGGCCAACUAUUCUCGCAUUCACGUUCAUAUUUGGGUUUGCCAGUGGGGGCAAUCUUUGCGACUCUCGAGACUAUGGUCGUUUCUUGUCCACGGCCAUGCUUUCAGCUAGGUUUGGGACACUGACAGGUAUUCCUCUCUGA